AGAAAAUGCCAUGAACUUGAAAGAGCUUAUCAUCAAGGGAUUUGUGGCGAACGAGAGCUUCGUUCACUCAACAGUUGUAAUAUAAAUUUACAGCGUAUUGCAAAUGUUUUGUCUCCACACACGCUUGAGGAGCUACGACGAAGUCUGGAUGGUGUCAGAACACGGAUAACGCGUGCUGGAGUAGCAGCAGAAUAUGUCGGGUUUUCGGCCCAUCGCAUUAAUUCAGGACGGCGAGGGCGACCAGCCAUUCAUGUCACCAGGGACCAAAUUGACUUCCUCAUGAAGCAAGGCAACACAGUGAAACGAAUUGCCAAAAUUUUGGGAUGCUCCUCAUCAUUUCUUUACAAGAGGACAAAAUUGCUUGGGAUACCAGUGAGGAGAAGAUUUUCUGUGAUAGAUGAUGAAGAACUUGAACGUCACGUAAGACGACUUCAGGGCCUGUAUCCAAACUCUGGAUAUGAGAUGAUGAGAGGCUUGCUACGUGCAGAUGGAUUGCUGCUUCCACGACGAAGAGUGCGUGAGAUGUUGGCCCACAUAAACCCAGCAGCUGCUGCUCGGAGGUGGAGCAGCACUGUGGCAAGACGGGUGUAUCAUGCACCUUACCCCAAUAGCCUGUGGCAUAUAGAUGGGAACAUGCGCCUCAUAAGAUGGGGCUUUGCAGUUCAUGGUGCCAUAGAUGGACACUCUCGGCUGAUCACUUAUCUGAACUGCAACACAAACAACCGUGCCACCACUGUACUGUCUCAGUUUCUUAAAGCCACAUGCCAUUAUGGACUACCCUCUAGAGUGCGAUCGGAUUAUGGUGGUGAGAACCUGCAGGUGGCUUUAUUCAUGAACCUUGUGCGGGGCAUCGAGCGCCGGAGUUUCAUCACUGGGGAAUCAAUCCACAACCAGAGAAUUGAGCGUCUUUGGAGGGAUGUGUUUUUGCAUGUGUUGCAGUCUUUUUACAGUACAUUCUACUCUCUUGAAGACUCACAUCUUCUGGAUCCCAGUAAUGACAUUCACAAGCUUUCACUCAGCAUGGUUUUUCUUCCUGAGAUUCAAAACAGUCUGGAGCGCUUUAGGGAGGCCUGGAACAACCAUGCUUUGCGCACGGAAAACAACCGAACACCAUCUCAAAUAUGGACGGAAGGCAUGCUCUCAAAUAUGGCAAGAGACAGUGCAGCGACCAACAGUGUGUUCGGGGAAAAUCCCUACAGCCCACACCAUUUGGAGGCAGUUCUGGCACAGCAUGGAAUUGACUCUUUACCUGCUACUGAUGAUGAUCUUCCAGCUGUAAUUGUAGAGCAGUCUUGAAUCAAUCUCAGUCAGCAGCAACAGGAGUCAAUCUCUCAUGCCAUUGAUCACAUUUCUGAUUUGAAGAUGAAGUACCUGACAUGCUGUGCAGAAAUUUCAAAUGUUAUGGCAACCUAAGACUUUUAACCCAUUUUUCAAAUGGGGAUGCCAUAAGACAUGUCUGAUGUCCUCUGUGACAGUAAACUGAAUAUCUUUGGUUUGUGGACAAAACAAGACAUUUGAGGACACCAUCUUGAGCUUUGAGAAACAUCAUUUUUCAACAUUGUAUAGAACAAAUGCAAUGGUCUAGGUCACAUAUGUCAAACUCAAGGCCC
Molecule: messenger RNA, 1610 nt
Organism: Epinephelus fuscoguttatus (brown-marbled grouper)
Lineage: Eukaryota; Metazoa; Chordata; Actinopteri; Perciformes; Serranidae
Exons: 4
Coding region: 280-1296 (338 amino acids)
Biological process (GO): DNA integration
Molecular function (GO): nucleic acid binding
Source: RefSeq, a predicted model, not a curated record